Molecule: messenger RNA, 2916 nt
Organism: Tarenaya hassleriana
Lineage: Eukaryota; Viridiplantae; Streptophyta; Magnoliopsida; Brassicales; Cleomaceae
Product: diacylglycerol kinase 1
Exons: 8
Coding region: 404-2596 (730 amino acids)
Molecular function (GO): ATP-dependent diacylglycerol kinase activity
Source: RefSeq, a predicted model, not a curated record
AAAAAAAAAUUCCAACUUUCUCUUUCUCAAGCAAAUAGUUUCUUUUUUAUCGAUUUCGAAUUUCGACGACGGAAAAACCUUCUUGCUUCAUGCGUUGUUGAUGGUAUUAGUGGCCUUACUUCUCGAUCUUUGUUCUGCGAUUCUCUCUCUUUCGCUCGCUUGAUCUCUAGGGUUUCUCCCUCUGUCGCCGCUGGAGGCACUUUUCCUGUGAUACAGAAGAGUUUGUAUUGGCAGAGUUUGAAGUGGCGGAGCAAUGAAUACCAUAGAGAACUUAUGAUAGCUUCUUCAGGGGGUCAUUCUACGAUUUGGGGGAUGAUACGGGUACGACCGGAACAACCAUGUUUGAUGACUUGAGCCUUGAACAUUGAGGUCUGCCGCAUGUUUAGAUUUGCAAAAUAGCAAAAUGGAUGACGAUAGAGAGAUGGGGAUGUUAUUUCCUAUUUGGAACGGCUUGAGUCCGACUGAAUUGACCGAGUCUCAUGGCAUAAUGUUCUCUUGCUUCAUUGCCGCUCUUGUUGGUAUUUUGACCAUAGCCUAUACAGCUUUUCAAUGGCGAAGAAAUAUCAAUUUAAGUUGGACGAAAGCCAUUGCGAGGUCAAAGAAAAAUCCUAAGGCCCGGCAUAAAACUCCUAUCGCCCCGCAUAGUUGGGAACUAGACUCUAUGUCUCGUGGGAAGAACUUGAAUUGCUGUGUAUGCUUGAAGUCUAUGUCACCAUCUCAAACGAUUGUGGCUUCAGAAAGUUUUAUUCACAAGUGCACCAUAUGCGGUGCUGCUGCCCACUUAAGUUGUUCUUCAAGUGCUCAUAAAGAUUGUAAAUGCGUGUCCAUGAUUGGAUAUGAGCAUGUGAUGCACCAAUGGGCAAUGCGGUGGACAGAAGGUGCUGACCAACUUGAUGAGUCCUCAUUUUGUAGCUACUGUGAAGAGCCAUGUAGUAGCUCCUUUCUGGGGGGCUCCCCCAUAUGGUGCUGCUUGUGGUGUCAACGGCUUGUACACGUUGACUGUCAUAGCAAUAUGUCAAAUGAAACUGGUGAUGUUUGUGAUUUAGGCCCACUUAGAAGGUUAAUUCUAUCCCCUCUCUUUGUGAAGGAAUUGACACGAGGCCCUUCUGGUGGCUUUCUGAGCUCAAUCACUCAUGGAGCAAAUGAAUUAGCUUCUUCAGUUCGAGCAAGUAUCAGGAGUCAAAGCAAAAAGUACAAGCAUGCUAAUGAACCUUCAGUUGACACAAUUAACAAUGGUAGCAUUUCCGACCCAUCAACGGAAAGCACAGCUGAUGGAAAUCUAGCUGAAAAUGGUAUGCAUGCCAUGGCCAUGCAAGAAAAUUGUAACAGUCAUAUGAAUGGUGGUUCCUCUCAUGCGGACAGUGACAGUAAUAGCAAGCUGGAAUCAAGGCCAAGUUUUAAGAGUGGAUCUCUCAGUCAGAAGGAAGAAUAUCAGGCACUAAGAUCAAAAUUGAAGUAUGAGUUGGCUGAAUUGCCUCCAGAUGCAAGGCCAUUGUUGGUUUUCAUCAACAAAAAGAGUGGUGCUCAACAUGGUGAUUCCCUUCGCCAACGCCUUAACCUUCUACUGAACCCAGUACAGGUAGUUGAAUUGAGUUCAGUGCAGGGACCAGAAGUGGGACUUUUCCUCUUCAGGAAAGUUCCCCAUUUUAGAGUUCUUGUAUGCGGUGGAGAUGGCACUGUUGGUUGGGUACUGAAUGCAAUUGACAAGCAGAAUUUUGUCUCUCCUCCUCCGGUUGCUAUUCUUCCUGCUGGAACGGGUAACGAUCUAGCCAGAGUACUUAACUGGGGCGGUGGCUUAGGAUCGGUGGAGAGACAAGGAGGCCUAUGUACUGUGUUACAGCAAAUAGAGCAUGCUGCAGUCACUGUCCUUGAUCGUUGGAAAGUAUCAAUUCUAAAUCAACAAGGAAAACAACUUCAGCCACCAAAAUAUAUGAACAACUAUAUAGGGGUUGGGUGUGAUGCUAAGGUAGCCCUGGAUAUCCACAACCUACGGGAGGAGAAUCCUGAGAGAUUUUAUAGCCAGUUUAUGAACAAAGUUCUCUAUGCUAGGGAAGGUGCGAAAAGUAUAAUGGACAGGACAUUUGAAGAUUUCCCGUGGCAGGUACGGGUUGAGGUGGACGGUGUUGAAAUUGAGGUUCCUGAGGAUGCAGAAGGAGUACUAGUGGCAAACAUAGGAAGCUACAUGGGUGGGGUAGACUUAUGGCAGAACGAAGAUGAAACAUAUGACAACUUUGACCCGCAGUCUAUGCAUGAUAAGAUAGUAGAGGUCGUGAGUAUAUCCGGAACGUGGCAUCUUGGAAAGCUCCAGGUAGGGUUAUCUCGAGCAAGAAGGCUGGCUCAGGGGCAAUUAGUCAAGAUACAGCUGUGUGCUCCGUUGCCGGUUCAAAUCGAUGGGGAACCUUGGUUUCAGCAGCCUUGCACACUAGUCAUAACGCAUCAUGGCCAGGCGUUCAUGCUAAAGAGGGCAGCGGAGGAGCCGCUCGGGCACGCAGCAGCCAUAAUAACAGACGUAUUGGAGGAUGCGGAGACGAAUCAAGUGAUAAACGCUUCCCAGAAACGAGCUCUUCUCCAAGAAAUGGCACUCCGUUUGACAUAAAACCUGGUCAGUGUUUGUCUCUGUUAAAUUUAUGCGGUCUUCCUCCCUGCGUGUGUAACAUAAGAAACGUGGUUGGAAGAUGAAAACCCGGUGGGUGGGUCUUAUUUAUGUGUAUUUGGUGGUUUGCUUUGUUAUGAUGAAUAGCGAUACAAAGAGGGUUUCAUAACUAAAACUCGCCCCCUUAUUCAAACCCAGGCGUGAAUUUUUUUUUUUUUUUUUUUUGGUUUUUGUUUUGGGGUGUUGUAAAGAUGAAAUUUGGUUACUAAAGUUUGUCUUUUCUUUUGAUAAGUGUGCAAGAAAACUGAAUGAUACAAGUACCA